Messenger RNA from Drosophila innubila, 941 nucleotides. Its product is annotated as 2-(R)-hydroxypropyl-CoM dehydrogenase-like. The coding region runs from base 79 to 852 and encodes 257 amino acids. The record is from RefSeq and is a predicted model, not a curated record. Lineage: Eukaryota; Metazoa; Arthropoda; Insecta; Diptera; Drosophilidae. Gene Ontology annotation, molecular function: oxidoreductase activity. The transcript has a single exon.
ACUUCAAUGUCAUAGGAAAAUCUCAAUUGCGAUUCAAAUAUCGUUUGUAGCAGUAACAACAGUAACAACAGUGACAACAUGCCAAGUUUCAAAGAUAAGGUGAUUAUCGUGACAGGUGCCAGCUCUGGCAUUGGAGCAGCCACAGCCGUGCACCUGGCUAGCUUGGGUGGCCUGCUCACAAUUGUGGGUCGGAAUGUGGACAAGUUGAAGGAAACGGCCGAUAACAUAAAGGCUGCAGGUGGAUCACCCGCACUCCAACUGCAAGCAGACAUGAACAAGGAGGAGGAUGUGGAACAGAUUGUUGCGGCUACGCUGAAGCAGUUUGGCAAGUUGGAUGUGCUGAUCAACAAUGCUGGAAUUAUGGAGUUGGGCAGCAUCGAGAGUAGCAGCUUGGAUCAGUACGAUCGUGUAAUGAACACGAAUGUGCGAUCGCUGUACCAACUGACUAUGUUGGCCACCCCGGAACUGGUCAAGUCCAAGGGCAACAUUGUGAAUGUGUCUAGCGUGUGCGGUCUGCGUUCCUUUCCGGGUGUGCUAGCCUACAAUGUGUCCAAGUCGGCUGUUGAUCAGUUAACACGUUGCGUGGCACUGGAGCUGGCUUCCAAAGGAGUUCGUGCUAAUUCCGUGAAUCCAGGUGUAAUUGUCACGGAACUGCAGAAACGUGGCGGUCUGGAUGAUGCUGCGUAUGCCAAGUUCCUGGAACAUUCCAAGGAGACGCAUGCACUGGGUCGCCCCGGGGAGGUGGGCGAGGUGGCUGCGGCGAUUGCAUUUCUGGCCAGCAACGACGCCAGCUUCACAACGGGAGUCAAUUUGGCAGUGGACGGAGGUCGUCAUGCAAUGUGCCCGCGCUAGGAAAGACUUCCAUUAUCAUUCACAGCAAUUACUUGUACAAACUACAAAUGUAAACAAAAUCACUAAAGAAACAAAUUAAUCCGCUUCAA